Pichia membranifaciens NRRL Y-2026 is the source of this 1347-nucleotide messenger RNA. RefSeq lists its product as hypothetical. NCBI's taxonomy places the organism in Eukaryota, Fungi, Ascomycota, Pichiomycetes, Pichiales, Pichiaceae. Gene Ontology annotation, molecular function: saccharopine dehydrogenase activity. The record is from RefSeq and is a predicted model, not a curated record. Gene Ontology annotation, cellular component: cytoplasm. Bases 1 to 1347 code for a protein of 448 amino acids. The transcript has a single exon.
AUGUCCGCCAAGCAAAUCCUCCUUCUCGGCUCGGGUUUCGUCGCCCAGCCUACCGUGGACAUCCUCGCCAAGCAGCCCGGCGUCGAGGUCACCAUUGGGUGCAGAACCAUCGAGUCCGCCAAGGCGCUCGCCGGCGACAAGGCCAAGGCGAUCUCCGUGGACGCAACAAACCAGCAGGAACUGGACGAGGUGGUCAAGAACUACGACCUGGUGAUCUCGCUCAUCCCGUACAUCUACCACGCCAACGUGGUGCGUGCGGCAAUUGCGUCGGGCCACACCGACGUGGUGACUACGUCGUACAUCAACCCAACGCUCCGGUCGCUGGAGCCGGAGAUCAAGAAGGCCGGCAUCGUCGUGAUGAACGAGAUCGGCCUCGACCCGGGCAUCGACCACUUGUACGCGGUCAAGACCAUCGAUGAGGUCCACCGCGAGGGCGGCAAGAUCACGUCCUUCCUCUCCUACUGCGGAGGCUUGCCUGCGCCAGAGGACUCGGACAACCCCCUCGGAUACAAGUUCUCCUGGUCGUCCCGCGGGGUUCUUCUUGCCUUGAGAAACUCCGCCAAGUACUUCAAGGACGGCAAGGAGGUGUCCAUUGCCGCCGAAGACUUGAUGUCCUCCGCCAAGCCUUACUUCAUCUACCCGGGUUACGCGCUCGUGUGCUACCCGAACAGAGACUCCACCACCUACAAGGAGCUCUACGGCAUCCCAGAGGCCGAGACCGUCAUCAGAGGCACCUUGAGAUUCCAGGGCUUCCCAGAGUUCGUCAAGGUCCUCGUCGACAUGGGCUUCCUCAAGGACGAGCCUAGCGAGAUCUUCGCCAAGCCGGUCGCAUGGAACAAGGCUGUCGCCGAGUACAUUGGCGCCAAGUCCGCCUCCGAGGACGACAUUGUCGCCAAGAUCGACGAGCUCACCAAGUUCAAGGACGACGCCGACAGAGAGAGAAUCCUUGCUGGCCUCAAGUGGUUGGGCAUGUUCUCCGACACCGCCAUCACCCCAAGAGGCAACCCAUUGGACACCCUCUGCGCCACCUUGGAGGAGCUCAUGCAGUACAGCGACAACGAGAGAGAUCUUGUCGUCUUGCAGCACAAGUUCGGCAUCGAGUGGGCCGACGGCAAGAAGGAGACCAGAACCUCCACCUUGGUCGACUACGGUGUCCCAGGCGGCUACUCCUCCAUGGCUAAGUUGGUCGGUGUUCCAUGUGCCGUUGCCGUUCUCGAGGUCCUCAAGCACCAGGGCGCCUUCGCCAAGCCAGGCUUGUACGCCCCAAUGACUCCGGAAAUCAACAACCCUAUCAUGAAGACCUUGAAGGACGAUUACGGCAUCUUCUUGACCGAAAAGACCUUGUAA